AUGUCCGAAGCGGCUUCUAAAAAAAUUAAUGAUCUUUUGCAUCGUAUUCAAGGCGAACGAAGCCCUUCUGGCCUUACCAUGGGUGACCCAGGUGCAGGCUUGCCUCCAAGUCGCCCUCCAUUAUCUCUGGCUUUGAAUAGUAACAGCAACAGCCCCAUAAUGCCUAGACCUAGAAACUUAAGCUUUGCCAUGAGACAGAAUGACAAUGUGGAGACUGAAGCAAGACUGAGGGAGAUUAUGAAAACCAGUGGUGAUCUCACUAUUGAUGGAAUUAGAUAUAAAACUGACAUAAAGGAAAUGGAACACAUUGAAGAACUAGGAAAUGGAACUUGUGGACAUGUUGUUAAGAUGAGGCAUGGACCUAGUGGAAAUAUUAUAGCUGUGAAGCAAAUGAGGAGGUCUGGCAACAUUGAUGAGAGCAAAAGAAUUAUAAUGGAUAUAGAAGUAGUGCUUAAAUCUCAUGAUUGUAAAUAUAUAGUUCAAUGUUUAGGAUGUUUUAUUACUGAUUCAGAAGUAUGGAUUUGCAUGGAGCUGAUGGACACGUGUUUUGACAAACUUUUGAAGAGGUUCAAACAACCAGUUCCUGAAGAAGUUUUGGGAAAAGUUACAGUAGCAACUGUUGAAGCUUUAUCUUACUUGAAAGAUAAACAUGGUGUCAUACAUAGGGAUGUGAAACCAUCAAAUAUACUCCUGGACACCAAAGGCAAUGUGAAGUUGUGUGAUUUUGGUAUUAGUGGAAGAUUGGUAGAUUCAAUGGCAAAAACUAGGAGUGCUGGUUGUGCUGCAUAUAUGGCUCCAGAACGAAUAGAACCAGAUCCCCAGAAUCCGGACUAUGACGUGCGUGCGGACGUAUGGUCUCUGGGGAUCACCCUGGUGGAGCUAGCCACCGGCGCUUUUCCCUACCAUGAUUGCAAGACUGAUUUCGAAGUGCUCACCAAAGUCAUCGGACAAGAACCACCUAGUCUGCCAUACGAUAAAGAGUUCAGCCCCCACUUCAGAGAAUUUGUGUCAUGUUGUUUGAAAAAAGACAAAAAACAUCGACCCAAAUACGCUAAACUGAAGAACCAGCCGUUCAUUAAAAAGUUUGAGGCUCGCAACAACGUGAACGUAGGAGAAUGGUAUGUACACCUAAUCAGGAGUUCAGAGGAGGUAUCGAACAUGGCGCCGCCUAGACACUCCUCGACGGCUAACUCCAUCCGACAAUUCUUCUCCUCCCACCAAUGGCAGUCCUCUGCGCCACCCGCCUCCCCGAGCCCCGCCCUCACCAACGGCUCUGCCCACCGGAAAACAAGCGCCGCCCCUUGCGACCUCGUAGCGGCUGCGCGGCCCGCCUCGCACGCGUCCCGGCUGAGCGUUUUCCAGCGGGAGGGACACCAGCAACAGGUGAACCAGCAGCAGAUGACGAAUCGGGGCGGGGAUGCGUGCGACGCGGUGGGCGUGGCGAAGGUGUUUCCACAGUACGCCGCCUAUCAGAACCAUCUGGCAAUGAGGGAGCAGCAGGAAGAGAAAGCCACACAGGCGUGCUGCUCUCCCCUGCUCCUUCGCCGCCCGCCUCCUCUGGCGGACCCCGCCCCCUACCAGCAGCACCGGCGCGCCGCCAGCGAGUCGCGGUGGCGGUCGCCGAGCGCGUCGCCGCUGCCAGCGCGCGGCCGUCUCGACGCCGCCGACGACGCACGCUACGACAGCGACAACACCAGCCCGAUCAUUCUGCAGCGGUUCUUCCACCAGCAGAAGCAGCAGCAGUCGGUCAAGGAUGCCGAGGAGUCUGGUAAAAAGCGAUUCGCCUCCUACAUCAAACUGCAGCUGAGCGGAGACAGAAGCGGGCGGUCUUCGAGACACCAAAGUCCAGAACCGCCUCCCAGACUCAAUAGGCACCCCAGCGGAGACGGGCAGAGCCCUCUGGCGCUGAGAAGGAAUUUCUUAGAAACGCAUUCUAAUAACUCGCCUAGUCUGUCUCGAAGGUACGUGUCCCCCUGCCCUCCCGUCCCUCCGCCCAGGAGGGUAUCCGAGAGCGCGUCGGUGCCCGGGUCGCCGCAGCACCUGCGCGCCCGCUUUGGCUACACUCCGGAGCCUCAGCGCAGGCUCUUCCGCAACGAGGACGUGGCGUAACGGUAGGCCGCGGGCGCGCUUGGUUCCUUUUCGAUUUUUCACUUCGUCAUCGUGGUUCGGGGUGGCUAG
Molecule: messenger RNA, 2178 nt
Organism: Phaedon cochleariae (mustard beetle)
Lineage: Eukaryota; Metazoa; Arthropoda; Insecta; Coleoptera; Chrysomelidae
Source: the annotation of a GenBank genome assembly